Heterostelium album PN500 is the source of this 5775-nucleotide messenger RNA. RefSeq lists its product as uncharacterized. The coding region runs from base 1 to 5775 and encodes 1924 amino acids. Gene Ontology annotation, cellular component: endoplasmic reticulum membrane. The record is from RefSeq and is a predicted model, not a curated record. Gene Ontology annotation, biological process: GPI anchor biosynthetic process. The transcript is spliced from 12 exons. NCBI's taxonomy places the organism in Eukaryota, Evosea, Eumycetozoa, Acytosteliales, Acytosteliaceae.
AUGGUCAAAGGUGGAAAGAAGAACAGUGAUCUAAACACUGAUCUUUCAACCGGUUUCGAUGACAUUGAAUCUGCAACAACACUUUCAAGUUUAAUCAGUAGAAGUAGUAGUCAUGCAUUUGAAAGACAAAACUAUUUUAAAAAUAGAAAACUAAGUGAUCCAACUGAAUAUCUAGAUGAUAACAUCAUAGAAAGCAAUCAUCUUAACAAUAGCAAUAACAACAUUACUAAUAAUAAUAAUAAUAUUAUUACUCAUACCGAUCAUCAAAAUAUAUUAAAUACAUCAACAUCAUCAACGUCAUCAUCUUCAUUAUUAUCAACAAACAAUAGUAUUAGUAGUAGUCAAAAUAGUAGUAGUAGUAUUAAUAAUAGUAAUAGUAAUAUUCAAUUAAAUCAUAGUAGUAGCGGUAGUAGCAAUCAAAUACAAUUACCAAAAAUAGAUAUUAUUGGUGCACCUAAUAUCGACGGUCAUCAUCAUCACCAUCAUAGGUCUGAUGAUAAUGGAUCAUCAUCUUCACCACCAUCACCAACAUCUUCUUCACAUCAACUAUCGAAAUCAUCAGAGAUGAAGAAGAAAUCGAAUAAAUCAAGAGUUAGAGCGAUGUCUCUUGUCUCCACGGUACUUAUCAUCUCACAACUCUUAGGAAUCUUUAUGUUUGCACGUGGAUUCUUCCCAAGGAAAUCAUUAAUACAAGGUUACAAUAGUUUCGAUCAAUAUCCUUCUUCUUGUGUAGAUAAUAACAUUAAAGUUGAACCACAAUUUGAUAAAGUGGUGUUUAUGGUUGUCGAUGCUUUUAGAUCGAGUUUUAUAUUUGGUGAGGAUCAACUCGCUAUGAACUAUACAAAGUCGUUGAUAGACGCUGGCAAAACACAUUCUUUUAUUGCCCGAGCGAAUGCACCCACCGUUACUCUGCCGAGAAUCAAGGCGUUGCUAUCCGGUGGAAUACCAAGCUUUGUCGAUUUCAUCUAUAAUUUCAAUAGCAACGAUCUCAGAGAGGACAACAUUCUCCACCAAAUGAAACAAGCCAACAAAUCAAUGAUAUUCUUUGGUGACGACACCUGGCUAAAGCUAUUUCCAAAUCAUUUCAAACGUUCCGAUGGUACAACAAGUUUUUAUGUUGCUGAUACAGUUGAAGUCGAUAAUAAUGUAACUAGACAUUUGGAUGAAGAGUUUGAAAAUGACGAUUGGGAUGCUAUGUUUCUGCAUUAUUUGGGAUUGGAUCAUAUUGGACAUUUGGAAGGACCAUACAGUCCUUUGAUGGGUCCGAAACAAGAGGAGAUCGAUGGUAUCGUUCAGAGAAUUCAUCAAAACAUUGUAAGAAGAGAUCAACUGAAAAUGGAGCAAUAUCAUAAUGCAUCGAAAUAUGAUGAUUCCAUAGUGAAACCAUUACCAACUUUAUUUAUAUUAUGUAGUGAUCAUGGAAUGAAUGAAAUUGGAAAUCAUGGUGGAUCAACAGAUUCUGAAACAUCGGCUGUUUUAAUUAUGAUAAGUUCAUUUUCUUGGUCACUCUCGCCGACACACUCACAUUUCCACGAGAAUGCUGCCGGUCUCUACAUUCGAUUCCUCGACGGUCUGCAAUCGGAGUUCUCCGCGUUGCUAACGUCGUUCGACGAUGAUCUACUGCUGAUUGGUAUCCUGCUGAUUGGUUCUUCUGCGCUUGUCACUCUGCUUGUUACCAUUGCAACGAUUGCAAUGAACGAUCAUCAAGUGAAUCUUGAGAUCAAGGGUGUUGCUUUUGCUAUUGUUUUUAUCUUGUUCCUUAUCGUACUGCUUGGCAUACACUUUACAAUCACCUGUAUGAGUGGGGAGACUGAUUACAACUAUUUCUGUGAGGAUGAAUUCAAGUUUGGUGUUCUCAGUUUUGUAUUCACCGCACUAUCACUGCUGAUCGGAUUCAAUGUAUUCUUCUCAAAGAACAACCUCAAGCUGUUGACAUACCCAUCUCUCUCACCACUGCAACUCCGUAAAGAGAAAUAUAUCAUUAUCAUUGGAACUAUCAUUCAUUUGAUAAGUCUUUUCGGUAGUAGUUUGGUGGAGGAGGAGCAUCAAACUUGGUACUUCCUAACGGUUUCGGUCAUUCUCCUGCAGUUGGCACCUCACUCUGUCGCCAUACUCUACAAGAUUACCAAUCACAGUCCAAAGGUUUACAAAGAUAGUCUGAGACAGAUGUUCAUUCUCCUCGGUAUAUUGGUUGGACUUAGAGUAGUUAGAAUUUGGAAUCAAACUGGUAUCAAGUGGUUGGACGAUCAAGAACUGCUGCAUGAAUACACCUACAUCGAUAUGGCAAAGUUCUUGACUUCCAACAACAGUAUUUCACAUGCUACACUCUGGCUACUCUCACUUGUAUCCGUUUCAGCGCCAUGUAUAUAUGUAUUCAGAAUAUUAGAUAAACUUAAAUAUAGAAGAGGUGGUAUUAUAUCUCAAGUAAUUUUAUGUGCAGUUUCUAUAUUUUGUUAUAAAUGGGAAUAUAUUCCUGCUCGAUUGGUAGAAUCUGUUUUUAUUGCCAGAUUCGUAUAUAUUUGCGUUUCAUUUUUAAUGCUAAUUACCAUUACUUUUCCAUUCUUUAGUAAAAAUUUCAGCUCAAACACCAUCGUGGUUUAUUGUAACUUUGAAAUAUGUACCGACUUUGAUUGUGGUGAAUCUGACGAUGUUGUUUUUACUGUUGCACAAGACACACAAUAUGAUACCGGUCGAAGAGCAAGAAGUGGUAUGACUGGUGUUAUCGUCGGUCUGAUAUGUAUCAACUGGCUAGGUCAAUUCGGAUACUUUGCACUGGGCAAUUCCAAUUCGCUGUCGAGCAUCGAUAUCUCUGGUUCCUACACAGGUCUCAUUGAUUACAACCAAUAUUUAGUUGGUCUAUUAACAUUUGUAAUCGGUUAUUCCUCACCCAUCUUUUUCUUUUUCGUUUCGAUCUCUUAUUACUCUGGUCUUGCAAUUAAGAAUACAAACGAUAGUAUUAAUCAAAGUGAACCAACUUUAAAUACACCAAGAUCAAUCAAUGAUAUACUAGAUGAGUUACAAUGGUAUUCAUUGGUUGGUUCACUAUUGGAUUGCGGUAUAAAGUGGACCAAUGUAACAACAAUAACAAUGAAAUAUUAUUAUACAUAUAUAUUAUCUUUAUACUUUAUAUUAAAUAUUGCUGUAGCUUUAUCGAUUGAAAGUAAUAACAGAUUUAAGAAAGCAGAAGAUUAUGAAGUUCGUGGUAAACCUUUGAAUCAUAUCGAUUGGGAACAACAAUUGGUUUUAACAGAAUGGGAUAUAAUUGGACCAUUUCCAUCGGCUCCCAGGGAAGAUGGUAAUGAUGUUUUAGAUGCCUUUGGAGGUAUCACAGGCAUACCAAGGGGAGAUAAAUCUACCUAUCCAACUGACAUAACUGAUAAUGGAAGAGCAGGAUGGACACAUAUCAACGUUCCAGAUGGCAAUGUAAAUAUCAACUACAAUGAGACACAAGGUGUGAACUGGCCACUCAUCGAAGCAUGGGCAGGUUCAUCAGGUAGCUAUUUCGCUGGAUGGGCACUCUCUGAUUUCUAUCUAUACACCGAACAAGUAGUUGUUGUCCAAUGUCAAGGUGUUUCCAGAUACUAUAUCGAUGAUGUUCCACAAAUGGGUGAUUCCUAUGGUUCUGGAAUUGCAUUUGGAGGAUUAACUUUACAAGCUGGAAAUCAUACUGUAAGAGUACGUUUAAUUGGAUCGGAAGGUGUUGGAUUCUUUUGCUCUGUCCAAACCAUCGCAAAGACAUCACCACCUUUCUUCUUCUAUAUCAAUGAUAUUUUGGUGCCGGAUGUAGUUGGUGGUUCUUUCUCAUCGCCAUAUGUUUCCGUUACUGUUUUGAACCUUAUUGAUAUGCCACUUCAAGUUACCGAGGCAACCGCACCGUUCCCAUUCGAACUGGAGCUGAUCGAGAGAUUGGAACCAGUUGCCGUAGGACAAAUGACACCGAUCAACUUUAAGAUCUCAGCAGUUAACAAUCAAUUUAGUUGUGUCAACAAUCAGCUCUCCAUUCCAGUGGCGCUUACCACCGACGCCGGAAUCGACGACAUUUCCAUCCAAGUCAACUUUUCAUGUAAAGCAUUUGGUGAACCUUAUUUAUUUACUUUUUUGGAUUGCGAUAACUCUGUUCAGUAUGCUGCUGCCACUCCACCUCUCUAUGAAUGCGCCACCGGUAAAUGUCCAGUGCUGUUGACAUUGCACGGUGCCGGAGUGGAAGCGGCUUCCACCGCUUGGACUGGAGCUUAUCAACGUCAGAAUUACUCAUGGACAUUGUUCCCUACCAAUCGUCGUAACUACGGAUUCGACUGGCAAAACAUGGGACUGGUCAAUGCUUUCGAAGCACUCAAUGCUCUCGCUACCAAUUUGCCGGGUGUCCCAUCGAGUUUACAAUCGAAAUUUGGUGCCGAUCCUUAUCGUAUUCUCUACGCCGGUCACAGCAUGGGUGGACACGGAUGUUGGACUAUCUCCACUCACUAUCCAGAUAGAGCACUCUCCGUUUCUCCAGCAGCCGGUUGGAUUGACAUGUCGGUUUACUCACCGUUUUUCCUAAAGCUUGGAAACAGUUGGACAGAUCCUUUCGUUCGUUUCAUUCUAGAUGCAUCGAUCGGCGACUACAACAACGAUAUGUACAUUGGAAAUCUUGCCAACAUUCCAUUGCUCGCUAGAUUCGGUUCGAUCGAUGACAACGUUCCACCAUACCAUUUGAGAAGAAUGGUAAGACUAUACGAUGAAAUCAAUCACAACAGUUCCGCUGGUAUCAUUUCAGAGGUUCCGGGUGAAGGACAUUGGUUUAACGGUGUCGUAGACGAUGCAUUCAUGCAAGCUUUCUUCAAUGCCCAUGUCAAUACCAACAUUCCAUCGCUAGCAACCACUUUUACCGUAACAACUUUGAACCCCGCCACCUCUGGACCAAAAGGUGGUAUCAGUAUCGUGCAAUUCCUUCAGCCCUAUAGAGUCGCAAAAAUUAAAGUUACACAACAAACUUCGAGCAACUGGGUUCUAAUCACUCAGAAUGUUCGUCGUUUCGGAUUCGAUUCACAUUUCGGUCAAAAGCCAACCACCGUUGUUAUCGAUGGCCAACAAUUUAGUUAUGCCGCACUGCCAAACAGUCACUACUGUCAAUUGAAUCCAGGUAAAUGGCAGGUUUGCACCGAUCAAAGCUGGCUCUUCUCUGAACGUAAUCCUAGCAACUACGGUCCAGUCAUUCAAAUUCUUCAAUCGCCUAUCCUUUUCGUCUAUGGAACGACCGGAGAUAACAAUCAAACCGCUCAGUAUCUUCAAAUGGCAACCUAUCUCACCAAUCUAUUCUACUAUCAGGAGCGUUAUGCCAUUGAGAUUAUGCCAGACACUGGCUUCACAGUUGAUCUACUCAAUACCUACAACGUCGUGUUGUUUGGAGGUCCAAGAACCAACAAGGUUUCCAGCAACUUCCAAAGUGUAUUCCCAGUGAAGUUCUCGAGUGGUGCCACUCAGUCUUGGACCAUUGGAACCAACACAUUCAGUAGUCCACAAUCGGCAUUGCUAUUCCUCUCGCCAUGCACUCAGAAGAACAAUCAAUAUCGUCAGGGUUGCAUGAUGGCUGUUCUCGAUGGCACAGACAGUGUCGGUCUCAACAAGGCACUCACACUCUUCCCAACUAAAUCAUCGUUUGCCAUGCCAGAUUUCGCUGUUGCCGGUCCAACCUAUGGAUAUAGUGGUAGUGCAGGUCUUCAAGCACUUGGAUUUUGGAAUAAUUUCUGGCAAUAUGACAUUACCAAUAGCUAUGUAUCAUAUAUUCAACAUUAA